This is a messenger RNA of Nanorana parkeri, 1560 nucleotides long. RefSeq names its product G-patch domain containing 4 (gene GPATCH4). Gene Ontology annotation, molecular function: nucleic acid binding. Gene Ontology annotation, cellular component: nucleolus. NCBI's taxonomy places the organism in Eukaryota, Metazoa, Chordata, Amphibia, Anura, Dicroglossidae. The coding region runs from base 28 to 1560 and encodes 510 amino acids. Gene Ontology annotation, biological process: regulation of ribosome biogenesis. The transcript has 8 exons. The record is from RefSeq and is a predicted model, not a curated record.
CAGGCGUCCAGUGUAGGACACCCCACUAUGGCCACCACACCGGGCGCGAAGAGCCAAGGCAUGAAAUUUGCUGAGAAGCUGCUACACAGACACGGCUGGACUGAAGGGAAGGGUCUCGGCCGGAGGGAAAGUGGCAUCUCGGAGGCAAUCAAAGUCAAAGUGAAGUGCGACUCGGCCGGGGUGGGUCACAAUUCGGCGGAGCAGUUUACCUUCCAUUGGUGGGAUCACGUCUUCAACAAAACCGCCUCCAGCAUCUCCGUGGAGCCGGAUCAGGAUGGAGUUCAGGUGAAGAAAGUCACAGACGACGACAACUCCGCGGUGACGAACAAGAAGCCCCGUAAAGCACUUACCAAUCGGGACAUGCUGUACGGACGCUUUAUAAAAUCUGCCACCUUGCUAUCGGGAGGAGAGAAGCCGGUGGAAAAGGAAUCUUCUUCUUCAGACAGCAGUGAGGACGAGGAUGAGAAGCUGGAUCUGUCCUCUGCUACCAAACUGACGGAUGACGACCUUGUGAAGAUCUGUGGGGGGCGCACCGCUCACAAGGGAGCUCGGCAUGGCCUGACGAUGAGCGCAAAGCUAUUAAGAGUCGAAGAACAGGAGAGGACUUUCCUGGAAAAAUACGGGAAGAAGGAACCGAGUGGAGAACCCGCGAAGCCUAGCAGAGGGCUGUCCUCGGAUACAAAGGCGGAGACUGGAAGAAAGAAGGAAAAGAGCCGACCGGUUAUCGCCAAUGAAGACGUCUCAUCCAACACCACACAACCCAAGAAGAAGAAGAAAAGGAAGACGGUCAAAGAUGAAGCAUUGGAAGAGGAUGGAACCAAUGGUCAGGAGGAACAUGUUCCUUGGAAAGAAGAAGACACCAUGACAUCAAAGAGAAAUGUAGACAGUGAAGACUUGUUGGAUGUUCUUAGUGGUGAAGCUUCUUCAAAUAAAACUGUAGAGGAAGACCCAGCCAGAGGACUCAACCACGGCCAACUUCUAGACUUAAAGUACUCCAAGAAGAAAAAGAAGAAAGUUGCUGGUGAGGAGGUCACAGAAGAGGCUGAAGACCAUGCUCGAGCUAUGCAAGAGGACGUACGAUCCUCAAAGAAAAAGAGGAAAGUUACUGGUGAGUCGGUCAAGGAAGAGGCUGAAGAUCCUGAAGACCAUGCUCGAGGUAUUCAAGAGGACGUACGAUCCUCAAAGAAGAAAAAGAGGAAGGAUGAGGGGAAGGAGGAGGAGGAGGAGAAGGUUGAGGAGCUUCUCUGUGGCCACCAAGAUUGGGCUCCUUCAGAACUGUCAAAGAAGAAAAGGAAGUCGAGAAGAGACCUGGAAGAGAAGGUUGAAGAAGAACGGGAUGAGUCCACAGAAGAACAUGUCCAAUCUGGGAAAAAGAAAAAGCAGAAGAAAGUGGAAGAAGUUGAUGACCAGGCGUCUAUGGAAGAGGAACGAUGCCAAACUAUAAAGAAGAAAAAGAGCAAAAACAAGUACAGAGACCCUCCUACCCCAGAGGAGGAGCCGGAACAAGCUGUAGAAGGCGCUGAACACAGGAGCAAGAGUAAGAAAAAGAGGAAGGAGUAG